CCCAUAAGACGCGAGGGCCGGGCCGAGGCUGGUGGUGAGUGAAAAUGUCACUUUCCAAGUGGCACAUUCUCUCACUAUCAAAAGCAGAGUUCUUGGACGACAUAAAGUGGGUAACUGUGUUCGGACCGAGUGGAAACGAAGCCAUAUUGGUCACCCAAAGCAACGAGCUAUACGCCAUUGGAACCAAUGGAAACUGUUGCUUGGGACUUGGGACUCCGAUCACUCCUGGCUUUACACCAAAGAGGAUAGAGUCACUGAAAGGAUUGAAUAUUUCCUCCAUAGCCUAUGGCAGUGAUCCACAUGUACUAGCAUUGACCGAGGAUGGUACAAUAUAUGCUUGGGGUGCUAAUGGCUACGGGCAGUUAGGGCGUGGCUCCACAUCGGUCCACUCUAAUCUACCAAAACCAGUUAAUCAUGCACUUGGAGGUGUGAUUGUGUCUAAGGUUGCUUGUGGUGGGUUUCACUCGCUUGCUCUCAGCAAUAAAGGAGAUGUGUAUUCGUGGGGAUUCAACAACUGUGGACAGCUAGGCUGUGGUGAUACAACCAGUAGGUAUAAUCCUAAUAGGGUCACUGGAUUACUUGAUGGGAAGACUUGCAUUCAUGUAACGUGUAAUCACACUUCCUCUUUUGCUCUUACAGGCGAAGGAGAGAUAUUAUCUUGGGGUCAGAAUGGCAGUGGACAGCUUGGCAUUGGCUCCACAUUACAGCAGCUUCAACCAGUCAACGUUCAGAUCAAUGAUGCAUUUAUUGAUCAGAUAGUGACGGGGUACUCACAUGCUCUUGCAUUGAGUGAAUGCGGCUCAAUUUAUGCUUGGGGUGCAAACACUCAUGGUCAGCUUGGAAAUGCUUCAAAGCAAUGCGUAUCAUCACCAACGAUCAUUAACAACAUUGGAAGAGCAUCAGAAGUUGCUGCUAUUCACUUAUCUCACAUUUCAGCUGCAACCAUCAGUGGAAAGGUAUAUAUUUGGGGCGAAUGCUGUCAUCAGAAUGUGUGUGCUCCUCUUGUAACUGAUUUCAAUAGCAUUGAUGAAGUGUUUGCUUGUCUCUCUUCUCCAAGUUGCUCAUGGAGACCAUUCAUGAACAUAUUACCUAAGAAAGAUUUAUCUAGUUGCAUUGAGAACAGGUUCAACGAUAAGGAGACAUCAGAUAUGGUGUUUAUUGUAGAGGGCAAUCACAUUUACGUUCACAGGGUCAUCCUGAGAAUGAGAUGUGCCUACUUUUACUCCAUGCUGCAGAAUGGGAAAUGGAAGGAAAGUGAAAUGGAUACUUUUGAGAUCAAUGAUUAUCCUUACCACAUAUUCAAAGCCUUCGUCAGCUAUUUCUAUACUGAUAAUGUUGACCUACCAAAUGAGGACAUACCAGAUUUGUUAGAACUCUCUGAUUGCUAUUGUGAGACGGAGCUAAAGAAGAAAUGUGAAUUAUUAUUAAAGAGAACAAUCUCUGUUGAGAAUGCGAUUGCAUUAUACACUAUAGCACUAAGAUACCAAGCUAAGGAGUUGCAAGAAUGCUCAUUUCGGUACAUCACCAGACACUGCAGUGCAGUGAUACUUAGUAAGGACUUUAUUGGGAUGGAGGAGUCAAUUUCUAAGAAGUUGUUGGUGAGUCUUGCUGAGGCAGGAGUCUUCAAGAGUUAGAAAUGAAGUGCAUUUUAGUACUUCAUUUUUUGGUAGUUUUUCUGAUCUAUUUUUUGUUUCUUUUUGUGAUUUUUAUGGCAGCUUAUCCACUUAAAAUUUGAUAUACCAGAUAGACAGUUGUAUUAGAAUUAUUUAUCAUUGUUAUUAUUAUCAUAUAGACUUGUUUAUUUUUGUUUAUGUAAAUAUUAUUUAUUAC
This is a messenger RNA of Amphimedon queenslandica, 1830 nucleotides long. RefSeq names its product RCC1 and BTB domain-containing protein 1-like. NCBI's taxonomy places the organism in Eukaryota, Metazoa, Porifera, Demospongiae, Haplosclerida, Niphatidae. Bases 45 to 1634 code for a protein of 529 amino acids. The record is from RefSeq and is a predicted model, not a curated record. Gene Ontology annotation, molecular function: protein binding. The transcript has 13 exons.